Molecule: messenger RNA, 531 nt
Organism: Calliphora vicina (urban bluebottle blowfly)
Lineage: Eukaryota; Metazoa; Arthropoda; Insecta; Diptera; Calliphoridae
Product: PI-actitoxin-Afv2b-like
Exons: 2
Coding region: 53-334 (93 amino acids)
Molecular function (GO): serine-type endopeptidase inhibitor activity
Source: RefSeq, a predicted model, not a curated record
UCAAAACAACUCAAUUCGACUUUCUUGAGAUAAUAAAUAAUUUAAAAUCAAAAUGAAAUUUGCGAUUUUAUUAACAAUUGUCGUAGUGGUUUUAGUGGCUGCAGCAACAGCUCAACGUCGUCCUAGAUGUCCUCAAGGAGCUCGUCCUCCACGCUGUGUUGGUCCUCGCAAUGUGGGCUCGAGAUGUGGUGCAGCUUCUCCACGUACAAUGUGGUAUUAUAAUCAAGCCUCCCGUACUUGUAUACAAAUGCCCCAUUUGGGUUGUGGCGGUAAUGCGAAUCGUUGGUGUUCCCGUGCUGGCUGUGAACGCAGAUGUGUUCGCACUACUGGCUAAGAAAAUGUUUGAAAUGUGAAUGGAUAAUAUGUUAACUUUCUGUGCCCUAUAAAGCUAUAAAAAAAAUCCUAUAAAUAAUUUGUAUAAAGAUUUCUCUAUCACAUAUGCAACCUAUUUUAUAGAUAAAUUUGUCUUUAAUUUAACCAAAAUAGUUUUCAAUUCAAAUAAAAUUACCGCUAGCAAUUUAAAAUACUAAA